CUUCUCGACGUACACGUUCAAGACGCUCCUAAAUCUGGUGCUCCCCGUAAGCGGACUCCCUUAUUUGAUAUAGAGCUUGCUGAGAAGGUGAGGAAGGAUCGAUUCAGCAGGGAGAAGUCAACCUACCAACUGGAGUACGAGUUUCGUCAGCAGGGCAGAGAGAUAGGGUCAACGUCUAUAUGGAGUUCACUGAAAGAGCAGGGGUUCAAGAAGGUCAAACUAACAAAGAAACCAGGCCUCACACCACAGAUGAGGAAGGACAGGCUUCAAUGGUGUAGGGACCACGCUGAUUGGACAAUUGAGGAU
Molecule: messenger RNA, 306 nt
Organism: Lindgomyces ingoldianus
Lineage: Eukaryota; Fungi; Ascomycota; Dothideomycetes; Pleosporales; Lindgomycetaceae
Exons: 1
Biological process (GO): DNA transposition; DNA integration
Molecular function (GO): DNA binding
Source: RefSeq, a predicted model, not a curated record